Etheostoma cragini (Arkansas darter) is the source of this 835-nucleotide messenger RNA. RefSeq names its product inhibin subunit beta Ab (gene inhbab). The record is from RefSeq and is a predicted model, not a curated record. Gene Ontology annotation, cellular component: extracellular region. Gene Ontology annotation, biological process: SMAD protein signal transduction; BMP signaling pathway. The transcript has a single exon. The coding region runs from base 1 to 834 and encodes 277 amino acids. NCBI's taxonomy places the organism in Eukaryota, Metazoa, Chordata, Actinopteri, Perciformes, Percidae. Gene Ontology annotation, molecular function: cytokine activity; growth factor activity.
AUGGUUACCAACCCUAACCAUAAUAACUCUCUCUCCCUCUCCGCAGGAGUGUCCCCGGAUGGCGUGACCUUUGACCUGUCCCAGGACGGCGGCGCCACGGUGGAGCUGGCCAACGUCUGGAUCUUCCUGAAGAAGGGAAAACGAGCAGGCGGCAAAGUGUUGCUGCGGCUGCUGCAGUGUCACCGUGACAACAGCGGCGAUAAGACUGACGAAUGUGUUUCGGAGAAGAUGGUGGACGCUCGGCGCAGCGGCUGGCACACGCUUGGCGUAUCCCACAGCUUGCAGGCGCUAUUGGACGCAGGUGGAGGCUCGCUCCACCUGCGGGUGUCCUGCCCGCUGUGCGGCGACGCCGAGCCCGUCCUGGCCCAGACCCACCGGGCCCAGACCCACCGAGACCAGUCCCACAGGGACCAGUCUCACCGUCCGUUCCUCAUGGCCGUGCUGCAAGCCGGCGAGGAGGCGACGCCUCGGCGAGUCAAACGAGGUCUGGAGUGCGACGGGAAGAUCCGCGUCUGCUGCAAACGCCAGUUUUACGUCAACUUCAAAGACAUCGGCUGGAACGACUGGAUUAUUGCGCCGUCCGGUUACCAUGCCAAUUACUGCGAGGGGGAGUGUCCGAGUCACAUGGCGGGUUUUAGUGGCUCGGCGCUGUCCUUCCACUCCACCGUCAUCAACCACUACCGCAUGCGGGGCUACAGCCCGUUCCAGGGCGCCCGGUCCUGCUGCGUCCCCACGCGGCUGCGGGCCAUGUCCAUGCUGUACUACAACGAGGAGCAGAAGAUCAUCAAGAAGGACAUCCAGGACAUGGUGGUGGACGAAUGCGGCUGCUCCUAGA